Molecule: messenger RNA, 2098 nt
Organism: Epinephelus moara (kelp grouper)
Lineage: Eukaryota; Metazoa; Chordata; Actinopteri; Perciformes; Serranidae
Exons: 2
Coding region: 362-916 (184 amino acids)
Source: RefSeq, a predicted model, not a curated record
UUUAGCCUGAUGCGCAUCAGAGCCUUUACCAUUUUAUUUUUCUUUGUUCAGCAAGAAACCAUUAAUUUUAACUCUUUUCCCCAGGAGCUGGAGCUCUACAGAGAGAGGACUAACACUUGGACUUUAUGAUGAGCAGUUUUUUAACAGUAUGGGAGAAAUGAUUGGAACAAAUAAGUAAGAUUCAACGAGCUUUUCCUUCUCAUAAUACUUCUGUAACUGUGGAGUAAAUCAUUUGGAUGUCUGGUCCGUGCCAGAGCGCAUGGGGAGCGCACUCCGUGGGACUGUUAGUACGUGAGUGACACUAUCCAGCCGGUCACAGCCUUCUCAGUAACCUCAGAAACAGUCCCAGUCCCGGAGGAGGAUGCCUUCCCUGCACCACGGAGCAAUCUUCAUCGGAGCCUUCCUCAUUGUGACCGGGGGCUCCACAGCCUUCCUGGCCUCAUACCAGAGCCGCAUGCAGGCUUUCUCCCUGUGCUGCGUGGUGCUGGGGGUGGUCAUGCUCAUCCUGGGGUUAUUCUGGGCUAUGAACAGCAAAAGUGCAGCAAACUACAACCACCGAGAGUUCGACCCGGAGUGUCCACAUUAUCCAUACAACGACUCCCCCAACUUUGGCAGCCAUGCCCUCUUCACACCCCCAGGAAGCCGUUUCCCAGAGUCCCAGUCAGUGUUUCUGCCCAGGACAAUGGAACGCCACAGGCACGUUGCUCGUGGGGAGGAGUUCGACUACCCUCCCAUGGACCAUGGUGGUUUCAGUCCAUCGCCUCACCCUCCUCCAUGGCAGGAACCCCCGCCUCCCUAUGAGGUUGCCAUCAAGACCACGUGCAGCUCUACACACCUGCGACGCGCAUACUCAGACACACACCUGGCGACAGAGCCCCUGUUUGGACAAUCAAGAGAGAUCAGCUUUGAGGUGUGACACUCGACGAUACGGACGUCCAACCACACUGUACAUCACAAGAUAAUUAGCCAUGAGCCUGGGGUUUUUACUCAGACUCUGCAAUAGCUGUCUCCUGACAGCAACUAACUUUAUCAAACACUUGAAGCAUGUUUCUUCCUGACGUUGAACAGUGGGUCCUCGCAUGUUUUCCCUAAGUUUUCUGUAAUUACAAUGCAGGUGUAAAUGCAUAUUUAAACAUAUGGUGAAAUAAAAGGUGGAUCCCAUCGGAUUCAGCAUUAGCAAACCAAAAAAGCAACAAAACAGAAGUGUCAAAAAACCACGUCUUGGUGUCAUCGGGAGGGGGGGUGUUGCAAUCGCAACAAUCAAGGCAAAUUCAACCCAUCCCUGUGAAUUCUGCUUGAUCUGGCAAUUUUGUUCAAUCACUGCAGCUUUCCCGCAUAUUUCACCAAUCAUCUUGUUUCCCAUGAGUCUCACCUCCUUGUUUCUAGUUGUGAAGAUGCAGACAUGUGUGCCUCAGAACGUCUCACAUUUACCAACAAAAAUUACUGCCUAAGACUGUGCAAGGUAAUUCCUUGGUGUUAUGCACAGAAGAGGGGUGAACUGUUUUGCACAGCGUGCAACGUUGUGGUAGAACACAAACACUUUUGUACAGCAAACACACAUAGAGAAUGGCUGACACACACGGACGUUAGACAAGACAAAUCACUGUGCCAGAGACUGUUACAUUCAGAUCUACUGAAAAUGUGGAAAGAAUCAAGGUGAGUUAGAUUAACUAUACAUGGUUAGUGAUAAUGUUAGUGUUGUAUAAAUCACAAAAGGAUAAGCCCUGUUUCCACCGAGCAGUACGCUGCAGUUCAGUUCGGUAUGCAUUUUUUCUGUUUCCACUGUGAAAAGUUGUGGAUGGUACCAAUGGAACCGUUCCUUAGCGUCCCCAUGUUUGGUCCCCCCUCUGUUGGGGUACCUAGCACUAGGGAUGUAACGAUAUGGAAAAUUUGAUAUCUCAAUUAUAGUGACCAAAUUAUCACGGUAAAGAAUAAUAUCGCGAUAUUUUUUAAGUGCUGUAAAAUGUCCAAAAAAUAGAUACAUUGAAAUAACUUCACUAAAUCUUGUAACUUCCUUAUCAUACUAAAAUGUUAACAGCAAAAAUCUUAUAUUAAAAUGAAACUUUCACAUUAAAGGGGCAAGGGAUUGGCACAGCAA